Epinephelus lanceolatus (giant grouper) is the source of this 2393-nucleotide messenger RNA. RefSeq names its product b(0,+)-type amino acid transporter 1. Gene Ontology annotation, cellular component: membrane. Gene Ontology annotation, biological process: amino acid transmembrane transport. Gene Ontology annotation, molecular function: L-amino acid transmembrane transporter activity. The record is from RefSeq and is a predicted model, not a curated record. NCBI's taxonomy places the organism in Eukaryota, Metazoa, Chordata, Actinopteri, Perciformes, Serranidae.
GCAUUAAAAUUCUUAAGCAAAAACAGGCAUUUGGGUUAUAUUUCAAGUCUGACAAACCAUUCCAAAUAAUCAGACUGUGAGAACUGAAAUCAACAGGAACAUAUUUUAAGAUUGUCCUUGCCCUGUUAAUACUUAAGACAAGCAAUAUAAUCUUGCAAGCAGUACUUUCAGGAUUUCUUGCAUUAGGUUUGCAAAUUCAACCUACUUGUUUACACGGACCCCUAAAAAUGUUCUUACCAGUGGUUUGAACACAAACCUAUAUCAAAUAAACUUUGGUGUGUAAAGGGAAAAAAUAAUUGUCUUUAAAGAGAAUGCAACUGGAAGUAAUGAGCAAAGUCAAAGCCACACCACGCCUUGGUUUAGUGGCUGUUGAAGGCCAGGGUACUUUCAUCUGCUGUUUUGACCAGUGCAGUUAAUCUACAGCCAGUUCUGGGUAUGUGCGUGUCCAGCAUCCACUGUGAAUGCCUUUGAGGAAGCAGCAGGUCUCAAACAAUGGAGAGUGACACACAGAGACUGAAUCUGAAGAGGGAAGUGGGGAUUAUAGGAGCUGUAUCAUUCAUUGCUGGAACCAUGAUGGGAUCUGGGAUUUUCAUAUCCCCCCAGUAUGUGCUGUCUACUAUUGGCAGCCCCGGGGCCAGCUUUAUCAUAUGGACUUGCUGUGGAUUGAUAGCCAUGCUGGGGGGUCUCUGCUACAAUGAACUGGGCACAGUCAUACCAGAGUCUGGAGCAGAAUAUAUCUACAUUCUGCGGACGGUAGGAAAAGUGGUGGCCUUUAUGUUUGUCACCAGCUUUGUCAUUGUAAUGAGGCCUGCCAGUGCUACAGGAAUUGCUCUGAGUUUUGCUGAAUAUGUCGUGGCCCCCUUUUACAGUGGCUGCACGACUCCACAAGUGGUGUUGAAGUUGGUGGCAGCAGGAGCUAUCAUUGUGCUGGCCAUAGUUAACUGUAUGAGCGUACGCUUGGCCACCGCCAUCCAGGUGGGCUCCAUGGUAAUAAAAUUGCUGGUACUGGCAGUGAUCAUAUUAGGAGGUGUUGUGAAGCUUUUCCAAGGACACACCGAGAACUUUGAUAACUCUUUUGAGGGAACAAAUGCUGAUGUCAGCUCCAUUGGCAUUGCUUUCUAUCAAGGCUUGUGGUCCUAUGAUGGUUGGAACACUCUGAAUUAUCUAACUGAGGAGCUGAAACAUCCAGAGGUGAAUCUCCCCAGGGCGGUUGUGAUAGCCAUUUCUCUGGUGACUGGCUUAUAUCUGCUGGUGAAUCUGAGCUACCUGACGGUAAUGACGCCAAAAGAGCUCAUGUCCUCCAGCGCUGUAGCAGUAACCUGGGGGAAUAAAGUGUUAGGAAGCUGGGGAUGGAUCAUGUCUGUGGCUGCAGCAUUGUCUGCUUUUGGUUCACUGAAUGGGACAUUCUUCAGUGGUGGCCGUGUGUGCUUUGUGGCUGCCAGGGAAGGACACAUGCCAGAUAUUCUGGCCAUGGCUCACGUCCACAGGCUGACUCCAUCUCCAGCUCUGAUCUUCACCACUGUUGUCUCUCUGCUGGUGCUGAUCCCUGGAGACUUCCAAAGUAUUGUCAACUUCUUCAGUUUCACUGCCUGGUUCUUCUACGGCAUCACCCUGUCUGGACUUCUUUAUCUUAAAAUUAAGAAGCCGGAGCUCCCCAGGCCGUACAAGGUUCCCAUUAUCCUCCCCAUACUGGUCAUCAUUGUGGCCACAUUCCUCGUGCUGGCACCCAUCAUAGACGAUCCUCAGAUUGAAUAUCUCUAUGUGACUUUAUUUAUCUUAAGUGGAGCAAUUGUCUACAUCCCCUUCAUCCAUUACAAGCUCUGCCCAGGACUGCUGACCAAGUUAACAGUGUUCCUGCAGCUGUUCUUAGAGGUCGCCCCUGCAGAGAAAAACCUGUGAUUUGGGCAGAAGGAAAUGUUGUACUUCCAGUUUGUUUGUUUGCUUGUGCUUUUUAACUGCACCCACCUUUUUUUUGCCAGUGACACAAAUGAAAAUUUUCAGUUUACAUUUAGUAGCCAUUUUGUGUUACCUCCCAAUUGGUCAGCACUUUUGACUUUUGAAUUUUAGCCAUCAGAUACACACUGUUUUAUUUGCUGAUGUUCAUAGUCGUUUUAGAGAGCACAUUUGAAAAGAAAUAUAACUGAGAAGUAAAUCUGUCAUGUCAAUAUAUUGCCAAAAAUGUAAUAUGACUAUUUUAUAAAUCUUUAAAUUAUGUUUGCUGUGCAACAGUAGGUGGCUGGACAGAGUAUGCACUUGUACAACUGAAGAUUCCUGUUAUUGUUUGUUUUUGAAAUUUCCAUUUCAGUUUAUAAUAAAUGUUUAUUUGCAAAAUGUUCCAGAUGAAAGAUGCAUAUAAAAAAUAUUUUACAUGAAUAAACUUUUUUUUAACCUAA